GCGGCGGCAGAGAAGCGGGCCGGGACCGGCCGGACCAGACCAGAGCGGACCCCGGGGGCGAUGCGGCUGCUGCCCCUGCUGCGGACUGUCCUCUGGGCCGCGCUCCUCAGCUCCCCGCUGCGAGGGGGCUCCGGCCUCCGCCACGCUGUCUACUGGAACUCCAGUAACCCCAGGCUGCUUGGAGGAGACGCCGUGGUGAAGCUGGAGCUCAACGAUUACCUAGACAUCUUCUGCCCGCACUAUGAGGGGCCGGGGCCCCCUGACGGCCCCGAGACGUUCGCUUUAUACAUGGUGGAGCGGCCAGGCUAUGAGGCCUGCCAGGCCCAGGGGCCAGGCGCCUUCAAGCGCUGGGAGUGUGCCCUCCCCUUCGCUCCCUUUGGCCCAGUUCGAUUCUCUGAGAAGAUUCAGCGCUUCACACCCUUCUCCCUCGGCUUUGAGUUCUUGCCUGGAGAGACCUACUAUUACAUCUCGGUACCAACUCCCGAGAGUUCUGGCAAGUGCUUGAGGCUCCAGGUGUCUGUCUGCUGCCAGGAGAGCAAGUCGGAGUCAGCCCAUCCUGUUGGAAGCCCAGGAGAGAGUGGCACGUCAGGGUGGCGAGGGGGAGGUGCUCUCAGCCCCCUCUGUCUCUUGCUGCUGUUCCUGCUGCCAAUUCUGCGCCUCCUGCGAGUUCUCUGAGCCAAGCAGACCCCUCCUGCUACGCCCAGGAGCCAGAGCCCUCCCGAGACUCCCCGGAGGAGGGGCCCCUGCCGCUCGAGCUGGGAGCAGUCAAGCCAGCCAGACCAACGGAAGAGUGAGGGUCUGAGGGGACCCUUCCAGGGGCUGGCCCCUUAUCACAGGCUGAAGGGGAGCUGCAUACAGCCCUGGGCACCCUGGAGCCCAGGCAAACAUAGGGUCUCUGUCAGCUGCUUUGACAUUCUCAUCCUGUCGCCCCCAGAAAGACUGGGACUUGGUGGGAUUGAACCCUUGAGUCUGUUGGGGCCAAGACCGAAGACCUGGGGGCAGGUGGAUUGCCAGACCAGGGCAAGGGAGAAGGCCUGCCCUCUGUGCCCAGGACCCUGUGGGCCUCUUCCCUGGGGCAGCAUCUUCCCCUCCCCAGGGGGUCACUCACUUGUCUUCUAUGAAGACGGACUUGCUAUGAGGUUGAAUAUCAUGCCAGUUUGUAUUUUUAUAAGUGUCCGGACCAAACCCUCAAUAAACCACCCAACUUUCGGUUGCU
This is a messenger RNA of Callorhinus ursinus (northern fur seal), 1216 nucleotides long. RefSeq names its product ephrin A4 (gene EFNA4). Gene Ontology annotation, biological process: axon guidance; ephrin receptor signaling pathway. NCBI's taxonomy places the organism in Eukaryota, Metazoa, Chordata, Mammalia, Carnivora, Otariidae. Gene Ontology annotation, cellular component: plasma membrane. The record is from RefSeq and is a predicted model, not a curated record. Gene Ontology annotation, molecular function: ephrin receptor binding.